Molecule: messenger RNA, 1466 nt
Organism: Drosophila ficusphila
Lineage: Eukaryota; Metazoa; Arthropoda; Insecta; Diptera; Drosophilidae
Gene: Nthl1
Product: endonuclease III-like protein 1
Exons: 4
Coding region: 26-1240 (404 amino acids)
Biological process (GO): base-excision repair; base-excision repair, AP site formation; nucleotide-excision repair
Cellular component (GO): nucleus
Molecular function (GO): DNA binding; DNA-(apurinic or apyrimidinic site) endonuclease activity; 4 iron, 4 sulfur cluster binding
Source: RefSeq, a predicted model, not a curated record
GGAGCGUAGAAACACUAAAUUAAAGAUGGCCAAAAACAUCAAGAAAACUACGUUGGCCAACAAAUUGGCCAAAAAGGGAGAUGUUAUCAAGCCAACGACGAUAAUAAGCAAGCAAGCUAGGACAGAUAAUGUGAGGGAUAUUGAGGACCUAGUGGGGGUUUCAUCUAAUGCAACGGGAUCUAGUAACUCGAUUUACUUCUCCCCCAUUCGAACCCGAAAACAGCGUGUUAUAAACGGGGAAUCACUGAAAAAUAAUAUCGUUAAAGUUGAAGCCUUAUCUCCAACUCGAGUUGCACCCAAAAAGAAUAAAAAGGAGGAUCAGUUGGUAUCCAAACUCCAAAUAGGAUCGGCUACGGUUGUUAAAUGUAAGAUUGUGCCAGAUGUGGUCGACUCUCCUAUUCGGAUUGAUAAUAUAAAGAAAGAAUUAGAACCGCAAAUAAAAAAGGAAAUUGAUGAUAUUAAAGAAGGUUUGGUUAAGAUUAAGAAAGAAGUUAAUUCCCAGGAGGAAUCUCAAUUAUACCACGAUGUAGAAGCACCUCAUCCUUUUUGGUACAAUCAUUUGGAAAACAUUCGUAACAUGAGAAACUCGAAUUCUGCUCCAGUGGAUACAAUGGGAUGCCACCGCUGUGCGGAUUCCACAGCAGAUGCAAAGACACAACGCUUCCAGAACUUAGUAGCCCUGAUGCUAUCCAGUCAAACCAAGGAUCAAACUACUUAUGAAGCCAUGAAUCGCCUUAAAGAACAAACUCUUACUCCACUCAAGAUAAAGGAGAUACCAAUUGCGGAAUUGGAAAACUUGCUGCAUCCCGUUUCCUUCUAUAAGAACAAAGCCAAGUACCUCAAGCAAACAGUUGAUAUAUUGUUGGACAAAUAUGAUUCAGAUAUCCCGGAUAAUCCCAAAGAACUUAUUGCUCUGCCUGGAGUCGGUCCCAAGAUGGCUCAUAUAUGCAUGGCAGUAGCCUGGAACAAGAUCACCGGAAUCGGAGUCGAUGUCCAUGUACAUCGGCUUUCGAAUAGAUUGGGUUGGCUCCCAAAACCUACGAAAGAACCGGAACAAACCCGAGUCGCAUUGGAAAAGUGGCUCCCAUUCAGUCUCUGGUCGGAAGUAAAUCAUCUUUUCGUCGGGUUUGGACAAACCAUUUGUACCCCAGUUAAGCCAAAUUGCGGUGAAUGCCUAAACAAGGAUAUUUGUCCUUCAGUUAACGUACAAAUUAAGCCGAAAAAGAAGAGUGACCGCUAAAUAGGCUUUGUCAAAAAGUAACUAAAAAGUAAAUUGUCGUAAAAUUGAAUGUAUAAAUUGUGUUAACAAAACUCAGGAAAUGUAACGUAAAGGACUACAAGUCCCUGCCAUCAUACAAAUGUCAUUGAAAACAUUCUUAAGGUUUAUCAUUUUCAUUUAAAAGUAUUUUAUAAGUAGGUAAUAAGAAACAAAUUUGUGAUUGAGUGCAAAACACAUUACAAAACCA